Messenger RNA from Cydia fagiglandana, 1700 nucleotides. RefSeq lists its product as uncharacterized. The transcript is spliced from 2 exons. The record is from RefSeq and is a predicted model, not a curated record. NCBI's taxonomy places the organism in Eukaryota, Metazoa, Arthropoda, Insecta, Lepidoptera, Tortricidae. Bases 99 to 1040 code for a protein of 313 amino acids.
AAUAUGUUUAGAAUUAGAAUCGGAUUUGUACUGAAGAUGGCUUCCUAAAAUAAACAACUGCAAUGAAUAUCCAGGUCUUUCCUUCUUAAAUAUAAAACAUGGUGUCAGAAGAUGAAUCUGAAAAUGAAGAAGAACGCCAUGCCAAAGACGUAGCAAUAAUUGGGUCGAUUAAACCGCUAAAAAUCGACAGUCAAGUGCCAGAAAAAUGGAGAAUAUGGAAACAGAAAUUCGAAAUUUAUACUGAAGCAAACAAACUCGACGACUUCCCGGAAAAUAGAAAAGUAGCCAUAUUACUGAAUUUACUUGGAGACGAAGGCCUCACAAUAUUUAACUCUUUCUCCAUAGACAGAAAAACAGCCACUCUAAAAGAAGUUAUAGAAAAAUUCGACGCCAAAUUCAAUCCACUGAAAAACCUAACCGUGGAAAGGUAUAACUUCUUUUCUAGACAACAAAAUUCCGACGAAGAUUUCGAAGAGUAUGUCACUGUAAUAACUAACCUGAGUAACUAUUGCGAAUUUGGCACAUUAAAAGAGAGUCUCAUAAAAGACAAAUUUGUCAUCGGCAUAUCAGAUAAAAAAGUAAAACAAAGACUACUACAAGAAGACAACUUGACAAUCGAAAAAUGUCUCAAAAUUGCAAAAAGCAUGAAAUUGUCACAGGAACGAUCAUCUAAAAUAAACAAUAAUGAAAAUCAAACAGUUGAUUCAGUUUCAAAAUCAUACCGUCAGCAGCAUCGUCGUAAUAGCUCAACUGGAAGAAGCAUGUCACAGUCUCGAAGAACGUCAACGUCAAACGGAAACAACCACUACCGUCGUGAAAACAGAAGUCCCAGCAAUAACUACCGUCGUGAAAACAGAAGUCCCAGCAACACGCGUACGAGCACAUGCACACGCUGUGGGCAGAUACAUCGUUUUAGGUGUCCAGCUAAAGGAGUCACUUGCAGGAUUUGUAAGCGUAGUAACCACUACGAAAAGUGCUGUUUCUUCAACAAGAAUGUCAACAUGGUAACAAAAUACCCAUUGUUGGAGGAUGCUACUUAAAAUGCACAUUUUCCAACAAUGAGACGGCAACGGUCUAUUUUGUGGUAGCAGAUAUUGUAAGUCGAACCAUUAUUGGACAACAAACCAUUGAUGAAUUUGGGAUAGUCAAAAGGGUAUUAAACAUUGAAGAACAAAAGAUCAGUCAAAAUCCUAAAAAGUCGUGUCUAAAAUCUUCAAAGUCAAGGUCAGUACCCAAUGUCGUUGAUAAAUAUCCAAAUUUAUUUGAAGGUCUAGGUUGUCUACCAGUAAAAGCUCAUUUGGAUGUGGAUCCUAGUGUCAAACCUAAGAUUAGUGCCACUAGAAGAAUACCUUUUGCUUUGCAAACGCGUCUAAAAGAAGAAUUAAAUAAAAUGGAAAAAUUAAAUGUCAUUGAAAAAAUUGAAAAGCCCACUGAUUGGGUCAACUCUAUUGUCGUAGUCGAAAAAGCAAAUGGUACCCUUCGUGUAUGUUUAGAUCCACGUAGCUUGAAUGAAGCUAUAAAAAGACCUCACUAUACGUUUCCUACUUUUAACGAUUUGCGAUCAAAUAUAGCUGGUGCAACAGUUUUCAGCAAGUUAGAUGCUAGCUCAGGAUUCUGGACGAUACCUUUAGACGAGGAAAGUAGCGAUUUAUGCACAUUCAAUACCCCAUUUGGCAGGUACAAAUUCCUUCGUUUACCUU